Podarcis muralis (Common wall lizard) is the source of this 5474-nucleotide messenger RNA. RefSeq names its product platelet activating factor acetylhydrolase 1b regulatory subunit 1 (gene PAFAH1B1). Gene Ontology annotation, cellular component: COPI vesicle coat. Lineage: Eukaryota; Metazoa; Chordata; Lepidosauria; Squamata; Lacertidae. Gene Ontology annotation, biological process: retrograde vesicle-mediated transport, Golgi to endoplasmic reticulum; intracellular protein transport; endoplasmic reticulum to Golgi vesicle-mediated transport. Gene Ontology annotation, molecular function: protein binding. The record is from RefSeq and is a predicted model, not a curated record.
GGCCCAAGGAAGCGACCAGCAGCCUUCCCCCUCACUGUACGCGCUCCUCUCGCGCGCGGAACCGGCGCCGGUGAACUGGUGGGAGCGGCCUCGGAGGCUUGGAUGGAAUGAAUCUUCCUUGUUGAAUGCAUCCGGUCUGCUUGGUAGAGUUUACUUGUGGAGACACAUUGUCCUUUGGGUUGAAGCCACUUUGUGGCAGACUGAAUUGUGGAUCCCAGAAUCCCAAGCUGCUUGACGAGGAGGAGACAGCUGAAUCACGUUAACUUGACAUCACAGCCACAAUGGUGCUGUCACAGAGGCAACGAGAUGAACUAAACACAUUGCAGACGCCUGAUCUCCCCGGAGACCUAGAGAUAAAUCGAGCGAUAGCAGAUUACCUUCGUUCUAAUGGCUAUGAAGAGGCAUACUCUGUUUUUAAAAAGGAAGCAGAGCUUGAUGUGAAUGAAGAGUUAGAUAAGAAGUAUGCUGGACUCUUGGAAAAGAAAUGGACAUCAGUUAUAAGAUUACAAAAGAAGGUUAUGGAAUUGGAAUCCAAACUAAAUGAAGCUAAGGAAGAAUUUACUUCAGGUGGACCACUUGGUCAGAAGCGAGACCCUAAAGAAUGGAUCCCUCGUCCUCCAGAAAAGUAUGCGUUGAGUGGACACAGGAGUCCUGUCACAAGAGUAAUUUUCCAUCCAGUUUUCAGUGUUAUGGUUUCUGCUUCAGAGGAUGCCACAAUAAAGGUAUGGGAUUAUGAGACAGGUGAUUUUGAACGAACCCUGAAGGGCCACACAGACUCAGUGCAGGAUAUUUCCUUCGACCACAGCGGCAAGUUAUUGGCCUCCUGCUCUGCAGAUAUGACAAUUAAGCUAUGGGAUUUCCAGGGCUUUGAGUGCAUCAGAACCAUGCAUGGUCAUGAUCAUAAUGUUUCUUCAGUAGCCAUCAUGCCCAAUGGGGAUCAUAUAGUCUCUGCCUCGAGGGAUAAAACCAUCAAAAUGUGGGAAGUUCAAACAGGCUACUGCGUGAAGACUUUCACGGGGCAUAGAGAAUGGGUCCGCAUGGUGCGGCCUAACCAGGAUGGCACGCUGAUUGCCAGUAGUUCUAAUGACCAGACGGUGCGUGUCUGGGUGGUAGCAACAAAGGAGUGCAAAGCUGAGCUCAGAGAACAUGAGCAUGUGGUAGAGUGCAUCUCUUGGGCUCCAGAGAGCUCUUAUUCCACCAUAUCGGAAGCUACGGGAUCUGAGACUAAGAAGAGUGGCAAGCCUGGGCCUUUCCUGCUUUCUGGCUCUAGAGACAAGACCAUUAAGAUGUGGGACAUUAGUACUGGCAUGUGCCUUAUGACACUUGUGGGCCAUGAUAACUGGGUACGUGGCGUCCUGUUCCAUUCUGGGGGGAAAUUUAUUUUGAGCUGUGCUGAUGACAAGACCUUGCGUGUCUGGGACUACAAGAACAAAAGAUGCAUGAAGACUCUCAAUGCGCACGAACACUUUGUUACCUCGUUGGAUUUCCACAAGACAGCGCCCUUUGUGGUUACCGGCAGCGUAGAUCAAACAGUAAAAGUGUGGGAGUGCCGUUGAUUGAAUUCACACCUGGCCCACCCCCCUCUUUCCCUCCCCCUCUGGAUGCACUCGGAUACCAUGGUUACCCAUUGAGCUCUGUUUAAAAUAAAUAUUGUCCUUUCAUGUAAAUUAUUCUGGAUGUAGAUUGAGCUUAUUAAAUGUUACACACAAAGUAUUCAUGCAUGGUGAAUCCAAAUUGUAUACUGUAAAUUUACAUACGUUGUCUAGAAGUACCAUAGGUUUAAGGACAUGGGCUGGCAUUGGUCACAUCAGACCUGCGAAGGCAGAAGCUGGUUGGUUGAAUUAAGGGCACUUAAACCAGCAGCAGCAGCAGCAGCAGCAGCAAAAUCCCGUUCUGUGCUGGAUAAACUGAACACCCGUUCUCUUCUGUUGGGUGGUGCCUAUAACUAGUGACUCUCAUACGGAUUCUUUUUUUGGGUGGGGUGGGGAGGGCUCUUUCAAGAAACACGUAUCUCUGUAACAACAUCACUUAAGUGUGCUUAAGAAAUCUAAGGAUACUAGAUAAACAAGGCUGCAACUUAGAACCUUAUGUAAUUAAUGGAAACUAAUUAAAACUUCCAGUUUUUUCUCGUCCUGAUAUAUUUGCCAAAUCAAUAGGAUAUAUUUUUAUUUUGGCUUCCUAUCACGUUUAAAAAAAAAAAGAGGUUAGUAUCCUGAUACUAACAAGCUGCAAUAUAGGAAGAGAAACCUUGGUAUGAUGUGACGUGUAUUUUUUUUUAAAGAAAUGGUUGUUGGAGUUCUAUUGCAUUCUAACACUUGGAGCUUAAUGCUUUCCAUGCAAAAUGUGUCUUAGGGAGUCUGUCGGCCUUGCUUGAACGUAGCUCUUAACUGGACAGUUGGACUCAAUCUCCCAGUUGACUCCUGACAGUUCAGCUUUCUGUUGGCUUUGGUUGUGGUUUAUCAGGCUUGUGCGAUGUCCACAAUAUCUGAGGGUGUCCUCUCUCCUCCCCUGCUUUCCCUGGUAGUUGGUGAGUGUGCAGCAAACAGGGUAAUAGUGGUGUGAUUCCCUCUCCUUUCCAGUUAGCGAAAAGGUCUGAAAGCAGGACAGGGAGCCACAGGAUGGUCAGAUGUGAUGGGACAUGAGAGCAGAGUUUGCAGUGCUCCAAAAAAAGCACUGUAGAAAGAAAGAAAAAAAGAAGGAAAGAAAGAAGGAGGGAAGGAAACAGGAGGAGGAGGACCACUUAUGCUAGCAGGUACAUUGCAAGCUUCUAGAUAACCUUACAACCGCAUGUUAAAUCCACCUGCUGACAUGCAAAAGCCUGCUCUUGUUACAGAGUUUUGAAGCCAGCUUCAGUUUGGAAGCUGCCCCCUUAAUUUGAAGAACUCUAAAAGAAAGAAAUGCCCCCCAAUUCAUCUUUUUUCCAAGGAGCAAGCAUCGUUCAAUCAGCCUUUUAUUGGUCACGUUCUGUUAUAGGCAUUUUUAAGUCCAGCCCUUCACUAACCAGGUCUGUUCCAAAAAUCCACGUACCCCAGUCUGGACAAACUGCCGGUCUGACAAAUUUUAACACACAUGAAGUAUUUUGUUUUGUUAGCUCUGUGGCUUUUAAAAGAACUGGCCCUUAAAACAAAAAAGCAACAAAACCCCCCACUUGUUUGGAGGGUUACUUGCAUGUCAGUAGAAAUAAGGCUUAAUCACACAUUUUGGUUCACCCGCAAGGAGGAUUUUUUGGUGCUUGGCUUCUUUUACGGGAGCUGGGAAACCAAAGGCAGUGAAUGACUUGAAAGGGUGGGGAGUAAGUUAGGCUGCAAGUCCUGACUUCUGGAGAAUGCAGUUUUUUAGUGAGCAAGCUUCCCACAAGCCGAAUCUUACACAUUUUGAAGUCUUAACCCUCGUUUUUAAGCUGUUUUUGACAGGAAAUUCAUUGCUGUUUUUGCCUUUUUGAGAAUUUCUGAAUCUGUAGUGGGGCAGUCAUAGCAAUGCUGGUUAGCAAUUGUAAAGUAAUUCUUGGCUGAGGUGUAGAAAUCCUGGUUCUUUUCUUUUUUAAGGGUUAAAGGUAAACUCUGCAUUUACAGACUCUGUGAAUCUAUGGUACCUAUUAACAUGGGAGCUUGACCACUAUUCCCUUCACUCCUUUGAACAUAAUACAUGGUUUUAGGAUAAAAAAGGAACCAUUUUGUAGCCUCUAGUAGUCACGAAACCUCCUUGGCAUUGAGUAACUUUAAAAUUGUAAGCUACACGUCCAUUUAGCCGGUUUACAAUAAUAAGUGCAUUACCAUGAGUGGUUGUAGACUGCACCAGCAGUUACACCCCUGGUUUUAAAACAAAAGAAAAUGGAAAAGGGGAGAAGUUGGUGGUGUGGUGGAGUUGUCCCUAGGAGUUGGCUUUUGUGGUCUCUCUGGCUAUCUUAAUCCUGUGCCUUUUCUUUUUCUCCCGUGAAGAGUCUCAAGCGCUGAGGUUUACUGGUUUGGAUUGAAAGAGGAUUUUUAAAAAAUAUAUCAGAAGGUAUUCAGGAGUGUAUUGCUGUGUGUUACGUCACACAAAGAGUGGCAUUCUGUUUUUAAAACUGAAAGGGCAGUGGUCAAGCACCACACUUCCAAACAGACCAGUUUCGGUGUCCAGUCUCUUGAAACAAAGCCACAAAUACAUACCUAGACAUGUAUAUCAACACACACACACACACAUUCCAGAACUGCAUGGAUUAUUAAGAUGUGCCCAGGAAAAAAUUAAUAAAUCCUAGAUUCAUUUUUCUUUUUGAAAGUGCAAAAUCCACCCUCCCCUCUUUUUUGAUUUGGACACAAUCUGAGAGCUGAUGACUUGGAGCAUCCUGCACUUUACCAUUUUCAUUUUAAAGCCGUCCUGCUUUUGUGUGUGGUGUGACCAAUGAAGUGCCCAGGGCACAAUUUUUUUUUUUAAAGAAACCCCCAGAAAAUACUAGUUGCUAGCAAGUUGUCAAGCUGUGGAGCACUGUAGUAUUUUGAAAGCUUUGGCUCUCGCCUCACCAAGCUACCCCUACCCCUCCACCCCUGGUCUAAUCUGUUGACACCUGGCUGCUUCUCCCAUUUACCUCUAAACUCUCUCUCUUUUUUUUAAUGUGAAAUGAACUGCCUGUUUAAAUCAUUCUUAAAUAGCUUUCUCUUCUCCUCUCACCUCACUUCUCUGCCCGUCCCUCAUCCCAUCUUCCCACCCCAUGAAAGCUAUUUAAAAGGAUACGGUUUGGGUUGGGUUUUUCCUCCGCAGUGGCUUGAUAAUCCUGACGUGGAUUGUUUUGAGUGCAAAAUUUUAACAGAAUUUGAAUGAAGGAAAAAAGAAAAAGAAAAAAUCCACUUAAUUAUUCCAUAUUCUCACUCUGGCUGUGUAUAUUUAAAAAUAAAUAAAUACCCAGGGUACUAGCUACUGCAAAACCUCUCCAUUAGUGGCAGAAAUGAUGUGUAUAAAAUAGGGAAACUUGUUUGGGAGGUUUUCUUUUUUUGUGGGGGGGGGCAGAGGGUGGGCAAAAGUUUGAGCCAGAUUGGCAAGUCAUGACUGGAUGUUAACCAGCCUUUUUUAUUCUCUUUCUGCUGUGUCCUUGUAAGUAACCACUUUCUUGUCCUAAGCAUAUCCUUCAAGCUGUCCAAAGUUCUUUCUGAAGAGAAUUAGCAAAAUAUUCCACGUUUUUAGAAGUUUGAUCCCAACACUGACAUGACGACAAGCAUCUUUAUUUCUCUCUCUCCCCCCCCAUAAGAACGGUGUAGAGAUUGCCAUUGGAGAAAGCUUCCCCCCUCACCCCCCAGACUGUAGGAGUUAACUGAAGAUAUUGACACAAUUAAAAUUAAAAAAAAAUCAGUAAAGGAAUGUAUAUAAUACUGCUCUGUGUUUUACAGUAAGAUUUGUUGCUCUCAGACUGUGUAAAACAAAAUUUAUUCAUGUUUUCUGCAUAUUAAAACAAAAAUCUUAUUGUACCAAUUGGUAAACUAUUAAAUGCAUAUAAAACUAAA